Naegleria lovaniensis is the source of this 1782-nucleotide messenger RNA. RefSeq lists its product as uncharacterized. The coding region runs from base 1 to 1782 and encodes 593 amino acids. The transcript is spliced from 5 exons. The record is from RefSeq and is a predicted model, not a curated record. NCBI's taxonomy places the organism in Eukaryota, Heterolobosea, Eutetramitea, Acrasida, Naegleriidae.
AUGGACUCUCGAUAUGAAAUUCCAACUCAAUUGGAUCGUCCUUCCCAUCUCUUUCGAUACUUGUUUUUGGUGAAUAAUUGUUGCUUGUUGGUCUUUUUGGUAUUUUCAGCAGUGGUUGUGUAUUGUGUGAAGGGUUUUCUAUUUCAUAAAAAGAGUCGAAAGCUAAAGAUGAAUGUCCAAUCAGAGGAGAUUCAACAAACAAAUCAUGACCAGCAGUCAUCUCGUUCCAUUCCACUAGCAGUCACUUGUCAACAAGAAGAAGAUGAAGAGGAUGAAUCAGAAGAAAUUAUGGCCGCCACGAACAGCGAUCCAUCCUCUCCAAUGACUGCCAUUACGACCACCAACACCAACACCUCUCUUCUCUCUCCAAGAAGCAACUUGACCAUCCACAGCGAAUCAACAUCCUUCUCUCCUAGAAGUCAACUCUCAUCCAAUCCUCUUCUCAACCAUUCUAAAACUGAAAUGAAUGACCAUCAGGUCUCGUAUUCUCAUGGCAUUCAACCCGUGAAUGAAAAUCAUUUCACAAUUUCUUUACCAAGUGUAGAAGUUUCCGAUUUCACUCGAGGUGAAAAGAAAAUUGAAAAAGAUGACACCCACUCGAAUGGAGAAGGUUCCACAUCUUCCACAUUGAAUGAAUCGACUUGUUCGAAUGCAUCGAACGGUCAUUACACAAUCCCUCUUGAAAAUGUUAUUUACAAUAGAUUGAGAGAUCCCUCCCAAUUCAUCUUUGAAUCCUUUGGUUUCAAAUUUCCAAUCACCAUUUCACUCUAUUUAUACAGAAUUAUGAUCGCCAUGUGGGCUCUCGUUUCAAUUUUACUCAAACAAUUGCAUUUCGAGAAACAACCACCUUUGGUGACAAGUCAUUUUGGGAUUUAUUUAUUUGGUAUUUUCAGUAAAUUGUACAGGAAUUCAAAGAAGAUUGGAAUUCCAAAACUGAAAUCGACCAAUUUUGAAAAUUCCAAUUUGAGAACUUUCAUGUUAAUGGCUUCUAAUGGAAUGUGGUUGUUCGGAGAGAUUGCAACGACAUCUUCAGUGAUUGUAUCCGUGGGUUAUUGGAUUAUGUUUUCAAUGGAAUCGAGCACAGAAGUGAGUUACUUCACGGUAGCCUUUCAUGGAAUGACGGCUGAAUUGCAUUUAAUUUCUCAGUGGCCCUACAGCGUUGUGAAUUAUUAUCUCCAACCAUGGAUGUCAUCAUUGCUCUUUCUUUUUGGUCUUCUCUUUGCUUAUGGAGGAGUUUUCACAAUCUUUUGCUUGUUGUCAAAACUCAGAAUUCGAAUUUUAUUGAAUACCAUUUUGAGAAACAGUAACAAGUCGUCACAGGAGGCCAAUACUCAUUCCCAUCAAGUUCCUGUCCAAGUAGAAAGUAAUCCAUCACCAUUAGUUUCGACGGAACACCUUCCAAUACCCUCUCUUUAUUCAACUUUUAUGGAUCCCACUCGAUCCGAUGGUUUUAAUUCAUCCUCAUCCUCAAUCUCCUCUCCCAAUGCAGAAGAAUGUAAAGAAGAAGCAUCCAUGACAGAAAAUGAAGUACCCAAUCAUUCGUCCACGCACUUGACGAACGUGGCAUCAAGCUCUUGCUCAUCACUUCCAGCCUCGAUAGGUUUGAAUACUCCGUUAAUUGUCAUUGUUGAACCUAUUGAGGAGAAACAGAAUGAAAUACCAUCCGUUGAGACACCAAGUGUGAAUGCCUCUCAGGAUCCAUUGAGAAGCAACUUUAGAAAAACUCUUUUCAAACAAUUUUCAUCCCCUUCAGGUUUUAAUCGAUUAAGAGAAUAUUUAUAA